AAGACAAUAGGGAAGAUGAGUAGUGGGGAUAACAUUCGUUCAUCGAUGAGAGCGCAACCGGGUCGUAGUGAGAGCUUUAGCCAACAGGCGCCGGCUCGAACUGUCACGUUGGGCCGGUUUCAACCUCAGGCGCCCGCUUACCGCACCAUCUACUGCAAUGGUCGCGACGCCAAUUUCGUCCAUCGAUACAGGGGGAAUUCCAUAUCAACUACCAAGUACAACUUUUUUACCUUUCUACCAAAGGGUCUUUAUGAACAGUUCAGGCGGGUUGCUAACUUGUACUUUCUUAUGGUAUCAAUUCUAUCCGCAACUCCAUAUAGGUAAGUUUUUUCUACCAUAUAAUUGAGUUUGUUGGCUUUUAUAAUUACAAAGAACUUUUCCUGGGUGCUGGAAUUGCCUCCUU
Molecule: messenger RNA, 403 nt
Organism: Hibiscus syriacus
Lineage: Eukaryota; Viridiplantae; Streptophyta; Magnoliopsida; Malvales; Malvaceae
Product: phospholipid-transporting ATPase 3-like
Exons: 3
Coding region: 16-324 (102 amino acids)
Biological process (GO): phospholipid translocation
Cellular component (GO): plasma membrane
Molecular function (GO): ATPase-coupled intramembrane lipid carrier activity
Source: RefSeq, a predicted model, not a curated record